Molecule: messenger RNA, 2604 nt
Organism: Drosophila subpulchrella
Lineage: Eukaryota; Metazoa; Arthropoda; Insecta; Diptera; Drosophilidae
Product: actin cytoskeleton-regulatory complex protein pan1
Exons: 4
Coding region: 359-1741 (460 amino acids)
Cellular component (GO): chitin-based extracellular matrix
Molecular function (GO): structural constituent of chitin-based larval cuticle
Source: RefSeq, a predicted model, not a curated record
GCGAAUUUAGUGGCAAACGAGCCAGCCAGUCGACCAGACACACGAGAGCGCGAGUUUGAAAAGCAAAAACCUGGCCCAAACUGAAAUUCAAAACCGAAAACGAAACGAUCGCAUAUUGCAACGAGCGUGGGCUGCAAUCGGAAGUGUUUGAAAAAGAUAAAUAUUUAAAAAGUACACAAAACCCAGCAGCUGGAGCUGGAACUAAUUGCCUAUAAUGAAGAUAGCCAAAAUUGGCAAGAGCUGAGAAAUAGAUAAUUCGAAACAAAAUCUUGUGCGUGUGUACGGAGCCGUGAAAAGCCAACGGAAACUAAAUUGCAAAUUAAAUCGGAAAAAUAUUCGAAAGCACCGGAGGAUCACCAUGAAAUCGUGGCUGCUGGCUCUGGUGGCCCUGGCAGCAGUGGUUUCUGGCAGCCAGACUCCCAGUCCAAAUCAGUAUCACAUCCAGACGGACGAGGGGCCGGAGCGGUACUUCCGCUUCCAAACGGACAGCGGACAGUUCCGCAAGGAGAAGCGGCUGCAGGAUGGCACCGUCAUAGGCACCGAGGCCUGGAUCGAUGCGGCUGGCUACCUGCGACAGAAGGACUACAUUGCCGACAAGCAGGGAUACCGGAUACUCAAGUCCAAGACGAUCUAUGUGGGCCUGGGAAGGGCAGUUGAGGACGCCAUCAAAUCCACGAAGGCGGCUCCUGCCCAAUCGGGAGUCCUGGUGCAUGGCGGCUCAUCAGGAUCCUCGGUCAACAGUCUGGGCAGCUAUCAACGUCCCAACUAUGGCUAUGUUUCCAGCACCACAUCCACCACGACUGCGGCACCACCACCACCACCUCCACCCGCUCUCCUGGACAUCGAGGACUCCGGCGUGGGCAAGCUUAACUACCUGCCCCCCGAGCAGGCUGCCAAGAUUGAGCCGCAAUCCCAGCUGGGAUUCGAUCACUAUCCGGAUGAGUUACCCCGGGCGAGGGAUCAGUUAUUGUCGCCCCUCCCGGCCACGCCCCUCAACCCGCUGGUGGACAUCCAUCCCAAUGCUGAGCCUGUUCUGGACUUGGAACUGAAUGCCAUCAAUGUGUACGAUGCUGAGGCAGAUCGAGCAUUUGGCCAUGGACAGUUUGGUUCGGUUAUCAGUUCCACAACGGCCAGACCGCCUUCGCUGGACAUGCUACCACCUCUGAGUGCCCACCGGCGUCGCCUGCGUCCGCGUCCAACUCCAUCGCCCAUAGCCAUCGUUUCCAGUACACCAGCACCCAUUUCUGGCGGGGAUUUGUAUGGCUACUCCACGCCGCAGCCCUUUGCUGCGCCUGCCUAUCAGUUUGCCCCACCUGUCUCUUCUUCCGGCACGGGAUACGGUUACUAUCCCCCGCCCCAGUCUCCACUGGAGGUCAACUCCCUGGAGGCUGCCCUACUCCCACCCCUGCCUUCCAGCUCUUAUCGAAGACGGCUGCGUCCAAGGCCAGUCCAGAGUAAUCACCUGGAGGGAUUGGCCGCCUCCGAAUACGAUGGCGUGGGCGUGACCCGUAAUGGAUUCCGCUAUGUGCUGCCCAAGCAGUAUCACGAGGAGGAGACGAAUCCGGCGGAUGGAAAGCGAGCGGGCAGCUUUGGCUACGUGGACCCCUUUGGCAUCCGGCGGGUGGUCUACUAUAAUGCAGCUCCCGGAAGGGGAUUCGUCCAUCGGAACAACAACCAAUAUGUGGGCGCCAAUGGAGCGCCCUACGAUGCUCCGGGUCCAGCGCAGCUGGUCAACGAAUAGGGAAUAGGAUCAUUCAUGGAGAUUAGUGUGGGUCGAUUUAUUGUGUAAAUGGAUUGUUGGUUUGCGAAAUCUUAGAUAAAUGGGUAAUAUAUUCAUACGAUUUUUUAAAUACGGUUAUUAGUCACAUUUUCGAAAAGAAAAAAAUUGGAAAAGGAUAAUAUGUUAUGUGAUUUUCAAUGUUUAUAUGUCCCUUGAAUUCUAAACUUCUGGAUACUAUCUUAAGAUUUGAGUUAGUCCCCCUGUAUCAUGAUAAUCGACCCAUGCUAAUGAAGGUGCUGCACUUAACCCGUCUCCCGACUCACUCAACGAGGCACCAAAACUAACCGUAGAACCUCAACCAGGGGACAGUCCCCACUUACGAUUAACCUGUACAUAUAACCACGCUUAAACCUUCCCCUUCUCAAGAACCCACUAUUUUAUUUUCUUUCCUGCACGCACACACACAAAGAAAACGACAUCUGUGUUAAUUAAUUUAAUGCUUAAUCACAUUUAAAUGUAACAUAAUUUAUAAAUCGAAACUAUGUGCAAUUAGCGCUUAGCAUAGGUCUAUUAGGGGUACUCACUGCCGCGCACAAAAGCAAAAAUUGUGUAUGUGAUUGGGGAGAAAUCGUUUCACGUAUUAAUCUUGCCAUAUUAACGAAAAGUAAAUAAAUACAACUCUCUGUUCAUCCCCUAAAACUCCCCAUUUCGCCCCUUAGCGUAAUUGAAGACGUAUGAUUAACCGUUUUUUGGGCAAUAGCUAUUCAUUUGAAAAGGAAUGAAUACCCGUUGCCUGGAAACUUUAGCCAAGUAGUGCGAAAAAUUAUUUUGUGUAUUGUUAAUAAGUUCGAAGAUAAUAAAUAAUUAUUUAAAUGAUAAAUAUA